CGUCACACCGCUACGUCACGGCGACCCUACGAAUUUGCCGCCAAAACUCGCGGACUACAAUCGUCACACUGAAAGUAGUGCACGCUUUUGCGCGGGAAAUUUGAACUUUGUCUAUGGUUUAUUUUUUUCUACAGGACUGUUACAAAAGGUCAUACUGCCAAAUGUAACUUUUUAAUUUGGACUUUUUUGGUAAUUUGUGAAGUUUUUGAAUUGGCGGGUGACGGGUUGAUGUGUGCGGGCGAGAGGGGCGAUAUGGAGAGUCCGGGUGAGGAGACGGGACGGAGCGCACCCCCCGCACCGCACACCCCCGCCGCCCCGCAGCCCAACGGCUCCAAUAAGAUCAUCGGACGCAAUGUGAAUGGAACCAUGGUGGUGACGUCAGCUCCGGCAAACGAGGCUGAGCUACAGUUGUACAGAGUAAUGCAGAGGGCCAGUCUGCUCGCCUACUACGACACGCUUCUCGAAAUGGGUGGUGAUGACGUACAACAGCUUUGUGAUGCUGGAGAAGAGGAAUUUCUAGAAAUAAUGGCACUAGUCGGCAUGGCUUCCAAACCCCUCCACGUGCGACGUCUCCAAAAAGCAUUACAGGAGUGGGUCACGAAUCCCGCCCUAUUUCAAAUACCCAUAGUCCCUAACCUUUGUCCCACUGAAAACCCAUUUAUGCAAUGCAACCAAAGAUUACUGAACAUGCCCCCCACAAUUCCUUCCGUCCUGCCGCGUACAGUGGCUUCACCGGAAAGUAACCGGCCGAUGUAUAGUCCAUCGCCUGGAGCACCAGAAAACAGCUGCGGUUCCAACGCAUCAGCGCCAAAUGCGAGCCCAGUGCACCAAGCGACCACAUUCACCAAAAUUGUCCUACCGUCCUCCCCUGCGCCAGCUACUCCUGUCACAUCAACAGUUUCUAGAUCCUUCUCACCGCAAAGUGCCUGUCCUCCAGCUUCAGCUGGAUCUAGCCCGAACUCUGUGACGUCACCGGUCCAAUUAACACCAGUACUUCUAGAUAUUCAUGUGCAAAAGUUGGCGGCAGCUGCGGAGAAGUUGAGUAAACAUUUACCGCAGUUGGAGCCAAAACCACAAAACACGAAGAAGAAGAUGUGCAAAGAUUUGGAGCUAGUUAUGAUGAUGCCCGAGUCAGAUCCUCGGAGGAUGGAGGAGAUUAGGAAGUACGCAGCGAUAUAUGGCAGGUUUGACUGUAAAAGGAAACCUGAGAAGCCGUUAACGCUACAUGAGGUGAUGGUGAAUGAGGCGGCGGCGCAGAUGUGUCGGUGCGUGCCAGCGCUGCUGACGCGGCGCGACGAGUUGUUCCCGCUCGCGAGGCAACUCGUACGUAGGGCUGGACUACACUAUUCUAAACAUGGGCUACCACCUUCAGCUAUAUGCGAGGACCGUGAUGAUGAGGAGACGCCGAGCAAACGGCCGCGGCAGGUCGCGCCAACCACUCACGAAGGCGAGGAAGGCAAUGGAGUUCGGGCAAGUCCUGAUGCAGCCAGGAGCAACUCCAACCAUAGUUGGUGGGGAGUCAAAGCGGAGAGUGAUGACGCUGAUUCCAGGUGCUCAUACUCCAGCACCAGCACGCCGCCACCUGAGGCAGAAGAAUCUCGGCCUCAAGUGGUUGCGGCCCGCGGUGACAGCAUCAUAGCUGUCGCCAACCCCGCGCUACAGCCGCCACAUCCUGCACGCAAUCAUUCCAACUGACUCACCAUCCAAC
Achroia grisella is the source of this 1708-nucleotide messenger RNA. RefSeq names its product NGFI-A-binding protein homolog (gene nab). The coding region runs from base 229 to 1695 and encodes 488 amino acids. NCBI's taxonomy places the organism in Eukaryota, Metazoa, Arthropoda, Insecta, Lepidoptera, Pyralidae. The transcript is spliced from 8 exons. Gene Ontology annotation, molecular function: transcription coregulator activity; transcription factor binding. The record is from RefSeq and is a predicted model, not a curated record. Gene Ontology annotation, biological process: negative regulation of DNA-templated transcription. Gene Ontology annotation, cellular component: nucleus.